Messenger RNA from Chlamydomonas reinhardtii, 2343 nucleotides. RefSeq lists its product as uncharacterized. The record is from RefSeq and is a predicted model, not a curated record. Gene Ontology annotation, molecular function: protein binding. Bases 107 to 1810 code for a protein of 567 amino acids. The transcript has 13 exons. Lineage: Eukaryota; Viridiplantae; Chlorophyta; Chlorophyceae; Chlamydomonadales; Chlamydomonadaceae.
UGGUCACGACUGCAGACGUCAGCUGCGAACCAGCCCUCGCCUCGGCGUGGAGCUGCCCUUGUGCACGAUGCGUUCACAGAGCAGUUGUUCCUUUUCGGUGGCAGCGAUGCUGAACAACCAGAGUUGGCGACAACUCAACGUGACCGGGCCUCGCCCAGCUGGCCGGCACACCUUCGUGUACGGCCUGUACGUCAACAGCAGCAGUAGUGCCUCGGGCAGCAGCACGGCUGCGCGCCCCACACGUGUGCUGGUUGUGGCCACUGGGCAGGGCUCCGCCGUGUUCUCCGACAUAUGGGCCCUGGAUCUGGAUUCGGUCACGUGGCGACAGCUGCCGCAAGCGGGGGAUCCGCCCAACACGGUGUACGGCUCCGCAGGCGGCAUCGCGCCCUCGGUCCCGGGCGGCCCGCACAGCAGCCGCUUCUGGCUGUCGCACGGCUUCUCCUCCAAGCGGCGCUACUCAACCACUCACUACUAUGACCUACAGGCGGAGAGGUGGGUCCUUGUGCACGGCGCCAUAAACUCGUACGAUGCUACGGGCCCGCACUCACGCUGCAUCGUGAGCAGCACCGUCAUGAGCGACGAGCGGAUCGUCAUGUACGGAGGCUGCGCCCAGAACGGAGGCACGGGCGGCCCCUGCCCUGCGCGCGACGCCUGGACGUUUGACGGGUCAAGCUGGAAGCAGGCCUCCACCUGUCCCACACCCCGCACACGUGGCGUCAUGGUGCCCCUCACGUCCCCUCUCCUGUCGCUGCCCACAUCGGCUGACAUGGCCGCCGCGGCGGCUCAGGAGGCGAUGAUGGGGCCGGGCCGAACGGGCAGUGGUGGCAUAAUGGGGCCCGACAGCCUGAACCAAACCGCCGGGCUGCGAGUGUACGGCGGGCGUUACGUGCUUCUGUACGGCGGUUACGAGCGCGACAAGCAGACCAUCUCCGUGUCGUCGGCACCAGACGACCAGCUCCCGGUGCUGGAUCUUGACAAUGGCGAGUGGCUGCUUCUGCGCGCGUCGGGGGAGGUCCCGGCAUUCAGGGGCCAGCCCGCGGUCGCACACGACGUGGCGACCGGGCGUGUGUGGGUGUUUGGCGGCCAGCUCCGCGGCAGUGGCGCCCUCAGCAACGACCUGUACGAGCUGCAGGGCGACCCGGAGGCCACGCCGCCCUACCCGGAUGGCUCAUGUGGCUCCACCUUCCUAUACCCGCAUCUGCACGGCAUAUUUAUGGGCCUUGCGUGGGGCAUACUGCUACAGGCAGGCUGGUUUAUCGCGCGCUACUUCAAGCGGAGCACGACUUGGUUCAAUCUGCAUCGUGCCUGUCAGAUUUCCGGGCUGGUGCUUUCCAUCGUCGGUUUGGCGGUGGUGAUGGCAGGCGGUGUGAAGCCCAGCAAUCUGGGUUUCUCCCACGGCGCCAUCGGGCUCACGGCGCUGGGCCUGGGACUGCUGCAGCCGCUGAACGCCUUCUUCCGCCCGCACAAGGGCGAGCGCUGGCGCAUGCAGUGGGAGUGGCUGCACCUCACCACCGGCAGGUGUGCGGUGGUGCUGGGGGCGGCAAACGUGAGCCUGGGCACCUUCCUGGUGCAGGGCCCCUACGCGGUGUGGAUCUCGUGGCACGUCCUGCUGGGCGUGUUCGUCAUCGUGGUCAUCAUUAUGGAGGUUCGGCAUCAGCGGGAUCUGCGGCGCAAUGCUGGGCGCCCAGAUGCCGCAGCCGCACCCGCCAAGGAUGUUGACACAUCAACCGACUCUGCUGAAGCUGGAACCAGUGGCGGCACAUCUGGUGGCAAGGCAUCUGUCGCACCUGCACCGAGCAAGCUGGCCUAGGUUGCAUGGAGUAGAUAGGCCGCGCGAAGUGGUCAGUGCAAGAAUUGUUGUGUCCACGCGGCAUGACAGGAUGGCGGCAAUAUGAGCUUUAUAAGGUUGAUUGGUUGGGACCUAGGGCAAGAGGAGCUAUGGCAUACAUAUAAAGGCCACCACUGCCUGUUGGCAAGGGCCGCACACAUGCCGCAUGUCUGCACCGUCAUGAUUGUAUUUAUGGUUACUUGCUCACGAGCACGGCAAACCGGUAUCACUUUAAGCAUGACGGAGCCGAGGACUUGGGAAGUCGUGUGUCCGUGCGCAUGAAUAAACACACAAGCAUGACAAGAAAGUGGCUGUCCCUCUCAAGGGAGAAGUGGGCUGCGCCCACGCCCCGCCCUCUUACGCCGUCCUGAGUGGUCGUCUGUCCUAGGCGCAAACUCAACACAUUGCUUCGGCGUGUGGGGACGCCACGUUGGCGAGAGCCAAGGAUGGCCCUAAUACACCAUGGGGCAUGUCGCACCCGUGGAGGGCACUAUAACUUGUAAGAUCACAUCUCU